Molecule: messenger RNA, 2993 nt
Organism: Mus caroli (Ryukyu mouse)
Lineage: Eukaryota; Metazoa; Chordata; Mammalia; Rodentia; Muridae
Source: RefSeq, a predicted model, not a curated record
CUCCUCCGGCGCGGGCGGAGGCUGGGAGUUGAGGAGGGUGGGAAAGAUGGGGGGGGGAAAUGCAGAGGCUCCCUCUUCGUCCUUCCCCCUCCCCGAUCCUGCGCCUCUUUCUGCGGGCCGUCUUUUCCCUCCGCCCCUCUCUUCCCCGCCAAGUUGCUCCUCCUUAAGGGGCCAGGAUUCCCCUCCCCCCCCCAUCUUCGGGCGGGGGGCAGCAGGAUUAACCCCCCCUCCCACUCGGACUUUCCCCCUUCCCCUCCCCCGCCGCCCCCGGGCUCGCACAGGCUGGACUUUGCGCCCGGGCGCGCGGGGGGAGGGGGCCUCGCCGCCCCCUGCCCGUCUGCCCCGUCGGAAUCCGGCCCGGGGCGGGGACGAGGGGAGGGGGAAGGGGGCCGGGCGCCGCUGUUCAAACUUGUUUCCUUCCCCCGGCGGCGGCCGCGGCUCCGGCUCCUAUGUGCGGGGUUUGCCUUCCCAGAUUGGGCCUACAAACCGGAGUCAUCCCCUGGCUCCAGGCAGAUCCAGCUGUGGCACUUUAUCCUGGAGCUGCUUCGGAAAGAGGAGUACCAGGGCGUCAUCGCCUGGCAGGGGGACUACGGGGAGUUUGUCAUCAAGGACCCUGAUGAAGUGGCCCGCCUCUGGGGGGUCCGCAAGUGCAAACCCCAGAUGAACUAUGACAAGCUGAGCCGGGCUUUGCGCUAUUAUUACAACAAGCGCAUUCUACACAAGACCAAGGGGAAACGGUUCACCUACAAGUUCAACUUCAACAAACUGGUGCUGGUCAAUUACCCUUUCAUCGAUAUGGGGCUGGCUGGGGGUGCAGUUCCCCAAAGCGCCCCUCCAGUGCCAUCAGGCGGCAGCCAUUUCCGCUUCCCUCCCUCAACACCCUCCGAGGUGCUGUCCCCCACCGAGGAUCCCCGAUCUCCACCGGCUUGUUCUUCAUCAUCCUCUUCUCUCUUCUCUGCUGUGGUUGCCCGACGCCUGGGCCGAGGCUCAGUCAGUGACUGUAGUGACGGCACAUCAGAGCUGGAGGAGCCUCUGGGAGAGGACCCCAGGGCAAGACCACCUGGCCCUCCGGAGCUGGGUGCCUUCCGAGGGCCCCCCCUGGCCCGCCUCCCGCAUGACCCUGGUGUCUUCCGUGUCUAUCCUCGGCCCCGGGGUGGUCCUGAACCCCUGAGUCCCUUCCCUGUGUCACCUUUGGCUGGGCCUGGCUCCCUUCUACCCCCUCAGCUCUCCCCAGCUCUGCCCAUGACUCCCACCCACCUGGCCUACACACCCUCACCCACGCUGAGUCCUAUGUACCCCAGUGGCGGCGGGGGCCCUAGUGGCUCAGGGGGAGGUUCCCACUUCUCCUUCAGUCCCGAGGACAUGAAACGGUACCUGCAGGCCCACACCCAAAGCGUCUACAACUACCACCUCAGUCCCCGCGCCUUCCUGCACUACCCAGGGCUGGUGGUGCCCCAGCCUCAGCGCCCUGACAAGUGCCCACUGCCGCCCAUGGCACCGGAGACCCCGCCGGUCCCCUCCUCAGCCUCGUCUUCCUCUUCCUCCUCUUCAUCCCCGUUCAAGUUUAAGCUGCAGCCACCCCCGCUAGGACGCCGGCAGCGGGCAGCUGGAGAGAAGGCUCCAGGAGGCACUGACAAGAGCAGCAGCGGCAGUGGCUCGGGUGGGCUGGCUGAGGGGGCAGGUGCGUUAGCUCCCCCACCGCCACCACCCCAGAUUAAGGUGGAGCCCAUCUCAGAAGGCGAGUCGGAGGAGGUGGAGGUGACUGACAUCAGUGACGAAGAUGAGGAAGAUGGGGAGGUGUUCAAGACCCCCCGUGCCCCGCCUGCUCCCCCCAAGCCAGAGCCCGGAGAGGCACCGGGGAUGGCCCAGUGCAUGCCCCUUAAACUGCGCUUUAAGCGGCGCUGGAGUGAAGACUGUCGCCUGGAGGGGGGCGGGUGCCUGUCUGGGGGCCCUGAGGAUGAGGGUGAGGACAAGAAGGUGCGUGGGGACGUGGGCCCUGGGGAGUCUGGGGGACCCCUUACCCCACGACGGGUGAGCUCUGACCUCCAGCACGCCACAGCCCAGCUCUCCCUGGAGCACCGAGAUUCCUGAGAGCUGUGGACACGGCCCCGUGUGCCACCCCCACCCACCCAACUCCCUGAGCUUUUGCUGCCUUAACCGUCCCACCCCCCCCCCCAGCCCUGGAGGUGAGGACAGCUCUCUAUUCCUUGCCUCCUCCCUUUCCCCUCCCCCACAUUUUGUAUAAAACUGAAUUUUUUUUUUUUAAUGGUAGGGUGGGUGGGUGCCCAGAGCUAGGGGCUAAUCUGCUCCUCAUCUGGGUUUCUAAGUUCUGGGCAAAGUGGUGGUGGGGGGUGGGAGGGGGGUGUUAAGGGGGGGGCACCUCCAUUCUGGGGAUUUCUAUUUGAACCGAGGCUUUGGCCUUCAAACCCAGGAACUUUUUUUAUUACAAUCGUAGGAAGAAAAGCCUUGUCUCCCUCCCUCUUCUCUGCCUCUUACCUCGUCCUCCCCCCCCCUCCCGCACCCCAAAUCCAUGGCCCUAACCCUGCCUUUCUUGCCCCUCCAGGGGCUGUGAGUGCCUGGGUUUCUUAUACCCCACAAGGUUGCAGCAGGGGCAGGAGGGACAAAUUUUAUAAACCAAAAAUUCUGUGGGGGGUGGUGGGGUGGGAGGCAGAGGAAGGUGAGGGGUGCCGCCUGUGGGCCACAAAUCUCUACAAGUGCCUGUUCCCUACACCACCCAGUACUGGUCCAGUCCCUUCACGCCCACCCCCUGCUGCUCCUAGGUCUGGCCCAUGGGCAGGUGGGUCAGGGGACAGGAAGGGGGGGUUGUCUCUCAAAACCAAACUGGAAGCCCCUCUCUGCCUCCUAGCUGGGGCCCCAGGGGUGGCCUGGAGGGCUGCGGUCAAGCCUUAUUCUGUAUUGGGAAUGGAGGGUGGGGUGGGACAUGAGGGGGCUGCUGGAGAAUGUAUUCAAAACAAUAAAACUUUGGACCUUUG